Molecule: messenger RNA, 1248 nt
Organism: Brettanomyces bruxellensis
Lineage: Eukaryota; Fungi; Ascomycota; Pichiomycetes; Pichiales; Pichiaceae
Exons: 1
Coding region: 1-1248 (415 amino acids)
Source: RefSeq, a predicted model, not a curated record
AUGGGAUAUCAUUCGGCUCCAAAUUCUAGACCAGAGACAUUUGGAGAUUAUAUGGCAAAUGAUGCACUUUCUGAUAGAAAAUUCCCUCCCACAAAGCAAAAGCAUAUGGAAGAACCUUCAGGCUACCUCUAUUUUACUAAGAAGUUUACUCUGGAGUUGAGCCAUUUUAAGAAAUACCUAAAGAAAACCUAUCCGAACGUCAAAAGGACCGACUUCAACAAACCAAUUAAUUAUAAGCGUUUCAGCACACUGGAGAUAUACCGGGCCAAAAAAAGUAAAGCAAAGAAGCAACGCAGAUUAAAACCCGGGCUUUUUGUCACUCUGCUGGAGAGGAAUCCAGAUUACUUGAAGUACAUAGUCUGGGGUGUGUUCAAGAUUGAUCUAUCCCGAGAUGAGGAAGAGAUUUCAAUCUAUCCAGAAAAGAAGAAAAACAAACAUAAGGCAACGCCAAAACAAAAAUCAAAGCCAUCUAGGAAAGCAAAGAAAACAGAGGACACGGAGUCAUUUAAGAACUUCCUCCACUCAAUAAAUAAGAUUAAAACUACAAGCCCCACGUUCGAUGAUGUGCUACCGCGGAUGACAAAUUUAAAAUCAAUACCAACCAAUCCACCUACUGCACAGUUUAAUGAAUUGGAAAAAGAUCUACAGAAUCACGAUCUUGAAAGCUUUUUGAGCCAUGCCAAAGAAGACAACGAGAACAGGCAAACUGGAUUGUUCAAAGCCAGGAUGAAUUACGAAUGGUCCAAAGAGAGGCUAUCCUAUGAUCCGGACAGUUUCGGGAUGAGAACCUUCUUCAAUCCGGUUGCUGUUCCAAGGACGUUGAUUCAAAGGUCAUGUGUUCAAACUGCGGAUCCAAGUGAGAUUGGACGACCCGGAUCAAGAUACCUUGUGCUAAGUAGGAAUGGUGACCAAAUCGUAUUGGACAACUUGACAUUCUUGAACGAGAAGCCUUUUGGCAAUAUGUAUAGCCAAUUGUCAACUUUUCAGGGUGGUAUUGGUGUCACAUCACAAAUAAGCGGUAUACUAAGCCACGGAUGGAAGUUAUUAAAUGGUGAUGAAGGCCGUCUUGUAUUUGUUAAGCAGACAAAGAGGCGGAACUUGACACUUCUGUCGGCUGUUGGUAUAUUAGGAGCCUCAAUUGCUGCUGUUGUAAUUUACAUGAAACAUGAAAAAACAUCGGAGACUUUGGCCACUGAAGUUUCAGCUGCAGAAGUUUCAUCUACAGAGAAGAAAAAACAGAAUAACUGA